GCGGCGGAGGAGCCUUGUGCGCAGCGCUCGCGUGGAUCUCCCGUUGUUGCUCUUUGAGGGGAUGUCACCGUGUCUCAAGUCUGAAUAGUUUUUUAAGAAUAACCCAAAGGGAGAUAAAGUCCUAUACCCUUUUUAAAAAAUUAUCUUUGUCCCUCUUUACCAAUUAAAAAGGAAAAUAAGAGAAAUAGCAGAGAAAAGGGAGAGAAAUAAUAACAUCAUUUUUUUGAGUGUUUUUGUCGUGUGCUGGAUUUGAUCUCGGUCCAAGGAAAUCUUGAGACACGCGUUGUGAGAGAGAGGAAGAGCCUUUCCCCCGGGCGGCGAUCUGUGUUCACGAUGUGGCGGGUGUGUGCGAUAGUGUUAUGUCUAGUGGGUGUUCAGCGCGCGCCCUUGGCCGUCGUCGGGGCGAACACCCAGGCCGAGGACCCCCAGGACCCCGCGGGCUGUGCGCCGCCCCUGGAGUUCCUCGUCCAGCACAACGUGGCGGCCCAGGAGCAUCUGGCACAGCUUCCUAGCAAUGGCUCCACAGUCUGCGGAGGAGGCCAGUGCUGCGUGCCGGAGAUCACGGAGGUGCUUCUGGAGGCCGGCCGCGCCUCCCUCCGCGACGCCGUCAGGUCCACCGCCGGCGACCUGCACCAGACGCUCACCUCGCACAGGGAUAUCUUCUAUGGUGUGGUCGAGAAGGCCCUGAGCAGCAGCGAGCACCGGACCCUGAAGCUGUUCCAGGCGACUUACCCGCGCCUGGCGCCCGCCGCCCGCCCCGUGCUGCGCGAGCUGGUCGCGGCCCUGAAGGCGGCGCUCACCAGCCCCAACGAGAUGGCCCUCGAGCACGCCCUCGGCGCCUUCUGGGACGACCUCUUCGCGCCCGUCUACCACAACGCCCUCCACUCGCGCCUGCCGCCCUUCUCGCAGGUCUACAGUGAGUGCCUGCGGGACGCCCAGCGCACGGUGCAGCCGUGGGGCAUCAUCCCCGCCCUGGUGGGCGAGCCCCUGCUGCGCGGCCUGCGCACGGUGCGCCUCUUCCUGCACUCCCUGGACGUGGGCAUCGAGGUGGUCAACUCCGCCCGCAAGUUCCCGGUGCCGAGCGAGUGCGGCGAGGCGGCCGCGCGCCUGCGCUUCUGCGGCGCCUGCCACGGCACGCUGGCCCCGCCUUGCUUCGGCAUGUGCCUGAACGUGGCCCGCGGGUGCCUGGCGCCCCUCGCCGAGGUGGACGGCGCCUGGGGCGACCUGGCCGGCACGGUGGCCCGCGUGCACGAGUCGCUGCAGGCGGCCAGGCUCUCGCACCUGCUGCACCAGCUGCCCGAGAAGCUGUCCGAGGCCGUGAUGGUGGCGCUCGAGCGAGGACCCAAGCUCCAGAAGAAGGUGCGACGGGAGUGCGGCGCCCCCACGCACUACGAAUCCACUUCCGCUGAGGAGAGCCACACCCAGGAGACGCCAGCCGAGGAGGAGCACAGCGCGGAGGAGCGUGCCACCAGCAGCGUGCUCGAUGCCGCCAGCGCGACCCUGCGAGCGGUGGAGGCGGCCCGCGAGUGGUGGGCUGGCGUCGCCGACAACCACUGCAAGGACCUCCCCGCUAAGGACGACCACUGCUGGAACGGCGUGCGAGUUGCUCCGUACACCAAGAUGACAGCGGGCGUGGGCGUGAGUGCUCAGAAGUACAACUCAGAGGUCCGCGUGGGGCGCCCCGACACCAGUGUCUACGCCUUCGCCGACAGACUGCGAGGAGUUAGAAGGCUCGUGCUCUCCUACCUGACGUGGCUCCCGAAGGCCGACUCCCAGAGGCGCCGCCCCUACUACGACGGCUCUGGGUCCGGCGGCUACGGCAAGGAGUGGAACCAACCCGGAGGCCCUUCUGACGACGAGGACGAAGGGGACUACUUCGGCUCCGGGAACGGCUCAGGGGACGAGGUCUUGCUCACCCCAGCCACGAAAACAGAAGUAACGGACCAGACUCAAGGUGCCUCGGCCGCCCAGCCCGUGAGCUACGUCGCCGUGACUCUCUUCGCCCUGGUCGCCUCCCUCUGCUCCCUCUGGGCCUAGAUCAGCUCCUUCUCUCAACGCUCCACUGAUACCUCAGAUGCUCCCAAAUCAGAAUAAAAUAAGAUAAAAAAGAGGAAACGAAAACACGAAUAAGACCACGACGAAACACCGGAAAGAAAGAAAGGAAGAAAGAAGGAAAGAGAAAUGGAAGAUGAAAGCUAACAACCGCAAUAAGAAGAUUCGUCUAUAGCAAGAUGCCAGACAUAUCUCGUGAGAAAAAAAAAGAAGAAAAAAAGCUGCACUUCAACACGGUUAUUAAGGGUUUCUUUUUCGGCUGUCAUACUUCCAGAACCACAGGGUAUAAUCAGCAGGUUCCUCCAGCGGUUCAAGCAGUCUGUAUAGAUCUUUUUAUCUAUCAUUAGUAUUGUAAAAAAAAAAAAAAAAAAGCGUGUGCGUAGGAUUGGAUUUUAUUUUUAAAGAGAUUUUACCCCAAUGAGUUAAGGGAAGUAUAAGAGCUUGUAGCGGCAGUCACAGAAGAGAUAUGGGAUUUUU
This is a messenger RNA of Penaeus indicus, 2529 nucleotides long. It is a transcript of the gene dally, whose product is annotated as glypican-5-like. Gene Ontology annotation, cellular component: extracellular region; cell surface; plasma membrane. The record is from RefSeq and is a predicted model, not a curated record. Gene Ontology annotation, biological process: positive regulation of canonical Wnt signaling pathway; cell migration; regulation of protein localization to membrane. Bases 334 to 2037 code for a protein of 567 amino acids. Lineage: Eukaryota; Metazoa; Arthropoda; Malacostraca; Decapoda; Penaeidae. The transcript is spliced from 8 exons.